AUGGAGUACGAGAACGAGAACGGUCGCUACGACGACGACCGUCGCUAUGAUCGCGACCGUAGCGCCUCUCCCCGUGGAGAUUCACGCGCCGACCGGGACCGUAGCCUUUCUCCAAGCCGUGGGGACGAUAGAGCACCAGCAGGCGACUCCAGAAAGCCCCCAGUCGACGACGAAGAUGAAGGAGCUGUCAACCCAGGAUCCAACCUUUUCGUCACUGGCAUUCACCCCCGUCUCACUGAAGCAGACAUCUCUCGCUUGUUUGAAAAAUACGGUGACGUUGAGAACUGUUCUAUCAUGCUUGACCCUCACACUAAGGAGUCACGUGGAUUCGGUUUCGUCAAGAUGGUCACUGCUGAACAAGCUGAUGCUGCCAAGGAAGGAUUGCAAGGUGAAGUGAUUGAUGGCCUCACUCUCAGCAUUGAGAAAGCUCGCCGUAGCCGUCCUCGCACGCCUACUCCUGGCAAAUACUUUGGUCCACCUAAACGAGACCCCCGUGGCCGAGGCCCUUCACGUGGAGGCCGUGACCGUUACGAGGAUCGCCGUGGCUACGGUGGUGGCCGUCGCUACGAUGACUACCGAUAUGGCCGCUACGACUCUUACGGUCGCCGUGGUGGAGAUUACGGUCGCGAUGACCACGGAUACCGCGGAGGCAAUGGUGGUGGACGUGAGUAUGGCCGGGAUUAUGGCCGCGACUACGGCCGUCGUGACGAUUACCGUGACGACUAUGGCUCUUACCGAGGCGGUGCUGCUGGUGGCAGCGGCGGUGGUGAUCGCUAUGGUUCCCGUGAAGAGCGCUACUCUCGUGGAGGAGAAGAACGUCGUGGUGGUGGUGGUGGUAGUGGUGGAGGUGGUGAAGAGCGCCGUGGCGGUGGCUACUAUGACCGUGAUGCCAACCCUCCCAGCUACGAGCAGGCCCCUCCCCGCGAAAGCCGUGAACCCUACAACGGCAGUGGCAGCGGUACCGGCGGCCGAUCUUACGAAGGUCGCGGAGAGGAAAGAUACGGCAGCAGGUAA
Messenger RNA from Talaromyces marneffei, 1014 nucleotides. RefSeq lists its product as uncharacterized. The transcript has 4 exons. Gene Ontology annotation, biological process: positive regulation of mRNA splicing, via spliceosome. Gene Ontology annotation, cellular component: spliceosomal complex. NCBI's taxonomy places the organism in Eukaryota, Fungi, Ascomycota, Eurotiomycetes, Eurotiales, Trichocomaceae. The coding region runs from base 1 to 1014 and encodes 337 amino acids. Gene Ontology annotation, molecular function: RNA binding. The record is from RefSeq and is a predicted model, not a curated record.